This is a messenger RNA of Vairimorpha ceranae, 692 nucleotides long. RefSeq lists its product as hypothetical. The record is from RefSeq and is a predicted model, not a curated record. The annotation marks the transcript as partial. Lineage: Eukaryota; Fungi; Microsporidia; Nosematidae. The transcript has a single exon.
AUGAUUUAUUACAAGGACAAUUUGCCAAUCCAGAAAAUAUCGCUUUUUUACAGACAAGUGAUCAUGAUAUAUCAGAUUACCAUAUGCAUAACAUAAGAACUAAUUAUAUAAAUAAACCAAAUAAUUCUCUUAUAAAUACACAAUUUGGUUGUUAUAAUUCAUUAAUGACUAUGAAUUCUGAAACUAGUUCUUUUUUAAAUAGCGUUUACAAAAAUGAUAACAACGUGGAAGAUAAAAGGACAAAAUUUAAAACUAGCAAAGUAUCUAAUAUACAAACAAAUGGCAGUGAAAAAGCUUUGAAAUCUAAAAUAAAAAGAAAUAAUGAUAAUUUUCUUUUUUAUUAUCAAUUUACAGCUAAUGAGCGUAAACUUUUUAAUUGGUAUAAAACCAAUGAAUAUAUUAUGAGAGAAUUUUGUAAACCGAUCAUUAAAAAAAAAAUACCACAAUUUAUGAAAAAACUUAAAAUAUAUCCUUUAUCUAAUGACUUUAAGCACAAAGCAAUUCUUCCUUUAACCAGUCUUUCAAGUUUUUUAGAAACUAUAUGUGGAAUUUAUAUAAAGACGAAGCAAAAAUCAAUGCAUGAUUUUAUAGAAUCAUUGGAUCUAGCAUGUGAUAAAUUUAGCUUGUAUGAUGACAUUUUACAAAAAAUAUUAAUUUUUAAUACACACCUUGACGAUUUUACAAGUGAUUGA